Talpa occidentalis (Iberian mole) is the source of this 2823-nucleotide messenger RNA. RefSeq names its product serine incorporator 4 (gene SERINC4). Gene Ontology annotation, cellular component: membrane. Lineage: Eukaryota; Metazoa; Chordata; Mammalia; Eulipotyphla; Talpidae. The record is from RefSeq and is a predicted model, not a curated record.
UGACCGCGGGCCACACCUUCAUUAUGCUCUGAUUCUGGAAACUUCAGCGCAGGAAACGGCUGCCUCUCACACUUCCUUUCAGGCAUGUGCAUUGUUGUUCUGUGCAAGGACCCCCCCCUAGAUGCGACCCUCACCCCCAGGCCUUCGCAAUCAGCUUCCUUCCCUCCACUUCCACAUACCGACCCCUCCCCCACGAGGACUUCUGUUCGACCUGGAUGGAGUCUAAUCCUAAACCAAUUAAGAGUGUUAAUCCCCAGGAGGCCAGAUGAUGAAACAGCUUUCUAAUCUGGAGAGCACGCUUGAGUGGCUAGGUGGCUCUGUGGGAAGAGUAGUUUCGCAGGGACAUUUGCAUUUACCACUUCCUUAGGUCUGAUGUACUUUCCCCAUUCUGCUAACACUGGGUGACCAGCCCCAGCAGAGCAGCUGCCUAAUGGGCUGACAGAAGAAACCUGCUACUUUCUCAUCUACCUUCCAUCUGGUGAACUUGGGCCUAAUCCCUGUGACAAGGAUGGUGGGUGCAAAGGUCGUUACAGGCCCCAGCAUCUCCUUCCCUUUGGCACAGCAACGCAACAAAGUCAGAAGUGUCACCUUCUAUCAGGUGUCCUGCUGCUGCCAUUCUAGGUGGCCGCGUCUCACCGAGUCUACUUGUAGCCGCCUGUUCUACAUCCUCCUCCACGUGGGGGCCUCAGCAGUGUGUUGCCUCCUGCUAUCAAGGACCAUAGUGGAAAGGGUCUGGGGCAAGACACAUGGGAUCCAGAUGCCCUCAGGACUGUGUGCCCAUCUGUUUGGUGACUCCCAUUGCCCUGUGCUCAGUGGCUCUGGGGCUGUUUACCGAAUAUGUGCAGGAACUGCAACUUUCCACCUGCUGCAAGCUGUGAUGCUGGUCCACCUCCACUCUCCCACCAGCCUGCGGGCACAGCUGCACAAUAGCUUUUGGAUCCCCAAGCUGCUGUUCCUGCUAGGUCUCUGUGCUGUUGCCUUCUGCAUCCCCGAUGAGACUCUCUUCCCAGCUUGGCAUUACAUCGGCGUCUGUGGAGGAUUCACAUUCAUCCUGCUGCAGUUGGUGCUUAUCACAGCCUUUGCCCAUUCCUGGAACAAAAACUGGCAGACAGGUGCAGCCCAUGACUGGCGCUGGUUCCUAGCUGUGCUGUUGGCCACCCUUGGAUUCUACGGCAUGGCAGUUAUGGCAGCUCUGCUCCUGUUCCAACAUUACACACACCCAGCUGGCUGCCUGCUCAACAAGAUGCUGCUUAGUCUGCACCUUUGCUUCUGUGGCCUCAUUUCCUUUCUCUCCAUUGCUCCCUGCAUCCGCCUCAAGCAGCCCCACUCUGGCCUUCUACAAGCCUCUAUCAUCAGCUGCUAUAUCAUGUAUCUGACCUUCUCUGCACUGUCCAGCCGUCCUCCAGAGAGUGUAACCCUUCAAGGACAGAAUCAUACCGUGUGCCUGCCUGGCCCAAGUAAAAAGGAACCCCAAACACCAGAUACUUCUUUGGCAAUGCUGAGUGCUGGCAUCACAUAUGCUUGUGUGCUCUUUGCUUGCAAUGAGGCUUCUUACCUGGCUGAGGUAUUUGGACCCUUGUGGAUAAUCAAGGUUUACAGCUAUGAGUUCCAGAAACCCUUACUCUUUUUCUGCUGCCCCCAAACAGCUGAGCCAGAAGAACAAAGGGCUGGGGUUGCUAGGCCAAAUGACCAAGAGACUUCUCCAGCUCCUCCAGUGCAAGCUCAGCAUCUGUCCUACAGCUAUUCUGCCUUCCACUUCGUCUUCUUCCUUGCAUCACUCUACGUCAUGGUUACCCUUACCAACUGGUUCAGCUAUCAGGGGGCAGAGCUGGAAAAGACCUUCACCAUGGGUAACUGGACUACCUUCUGGGUCAAGGUUGCCUCAUGCUGGGCCUGUGUACUCCUCUACCUGGGACUGCUACUGACACCACUCUGUUGGUCACCCACCGAGGUCCCCGGGCCUAUCUUUAGGCGACAUCGAAUCGUAUUGCCAGAUAACAGAUAUCCACACCAGGUUCUGUUAGCAACUAGCGCUCCCCUGAGGUUAUACCCCUAUGUUACACCCCUAUGUUACCUCAAGGACAAUGGGCUGUUAUCCCCCUUUUGGCUGAAGUCAUUACUAUGUCUGAAAUGGAAGAAGUGGCCAUACAUAAUCUAAUAUCCUGGGCAGACUUUCUGAAUCCCUUGAGCUACCAUUAAGUUUUCAUCCCAGCGCAAGAGCCUUACCCCCAAGUCAGCAGCUCAGGAACCACUGCUGAUCACAGCAGACAAUGUGGCACCAGCACUUUCCUGGCUUGUGUGGUGGACGUGGGAACAGGGAAAGACCAACAGGGACUGAAAACUUAGUUGGCUCUGCCCUUAGAGGUUAAAGGAAAAUAAGCAGUUCAGCUCUGGGCACAGGGAUAUAAGCCGCCUGGAACCAGGACACGGGAAGAAAGGAGCAGAGCGCCUACCCUAGGUUUCAAUCCUUAUCUUGAGGCCAAAUGAAAUGGGAAGACAAAAACCACCCUCAUUCCAUGAGGAAUGACAGAAGAGAAUGUAAACGCUUGAGAAUAGCUAGCCAUGGGAAGUCAGUGAGCAGCAGGAUUUUGGGCCAACUUUCAAGCAGGCGAACAAACUGAGGAAGAACAAAGAAGAGGGGCUUAGAGUAGGUUUUGGAGCCCUCCCUCUUAGGCCUUAAAGGUCUAGGUGGCAGACAAAAAUCACAAAAAAGAAUUCCCUAUCCUUAGGGGAUCCCUCUACAACAUAUCCAGAGUUGCUAUUUGUCCUAGUAUAAUAAAGAAUUUUUCUGUGAUAUUCUGUUUAGUCUACAUACCCACAACC